AUGAUGAAGCCAGCGAUGACGGACACUCGUCGAAUAAAUGAUAUCAGAGAACUGCCAAAAAGCACGAGAGAAGAAAAAUGGGCUCACAGAAAUCGAGUGUGCGGUUGGGAAGGAAAAGAGAGCAGUUCGAGAAGGAGACAAUGCUGCGCGAUGAACACCGAAGAGUUGAGGAAAUUCAUUGAUCAGGCUUUAGCGAGAGUGAAACUAGCAGUGCAGAGAAUCAACAGCCAAAAUACACCGAUGGAUGUGAGACAUUUAAUGAUUGUUCUUAAAAGCGAAUCUUUCUAA
Cooperia oncophora is the source of this 288-nucleotide messenger RNA. Lineage: Eukaryota; Metazoa; Nematoda; Chromadorea; Rhabditida; Trichostrongylidae. The record is from the annotation of a GenBank genome assembly.